CGUUUUUAUUAUUAUUAUUAUAAAAGAUACAUUUGCAGAACAGCUAAGGGAGGAAGGAACGUGGAAAAAAAAAAGAAAGAAAAAAAGAGAGAGUAGGUGGCAGAAGACAGACAAUGGCAAAGCUAUGAAGUUUCUGGCUUGGUUGUCUACUGUGUUAAUGUAAAAGGCGCCAAAGAGAGAAAGCAAAUCGGGUUGUAAGUUCUUUUGAUAGUGGUUCAAAUUCUUUUGAUGAUGAGGAUGAAGAAGAGGAAAAGGAGAAGAGGAGAUGUAAGAGGAGGAAGAAGGAGAAGAGAAGAGAGCCAACUUUUGAGUCUCAUAGCAAUAAAGUUUUGCGCUGCGACGAGGUGAUUGUGGAAACUGAAUGCUCUGGAAUUCGCAAGAAGAAUGGUGAGAAUAAGAACAAUUCAUCCUCAACCCAGAAUAAUGUGUUUAAUCAUCAGCAAGAGAAAAUGCUACCAAAGGAUGCAGAUUGUGCUAGUGUUCUCUUUGGAGAACGCAAUAUGGAGGGUUGUUCUUCAGAAAAGAAUGAAGAUAAGGAAAAGAAUGUAUCCAAGAAACCGGUGGAGGUUUGUUCUUCAAAAAAGAAUGAAGAUAAGGAAGAGAAUGUAGCUAUGAAACCAGUGGAGGGUUCUUCAGAAAAGAAUGAAGAUAAGGAAAAGAAUGUAGCUAAGAAACCAGUGGAGGGUUGUUCUUCAAUGAAUGUGGCUAAGAAACCAGUGGAGGGUUGUUCUUCAAAGAAGAACGAAGACAAAGGAAACAAGGUGGCAAAGAAACCAAUGCCAGCGGGGAAUAGAGCACGGAAGAGAGUGGAAAGAACAGGAGAAAAUGUUGGUGCUGAUAUUGAAGCCUCUUCCCAAAAGCGUUCGCGUCCAUCCCCACCUGAGGAGGAUGAUUCAGAAAAGGAUGAAAAGAAACCGGUAAAACAGAAGGGUCGUGUAAGUGUGUCUGAUUUUGUGGCAAAGGACAAAGGGGACUCGCCGAUGAUCGAUGAAAGAGUGCAGAUGAAUGAUGAAAGAAUGGAGAGUGCAGAGGAAGAGAGGGAGAACAAGAAGGAAGGAGAGGCUGAAGGGAAGCAUAAGGCCGGGGCGGAUUGCGAAAGUAGUUACAAAGAUAGGGAGCAACAUAGAGUGACAACAAAUCCAUCUAGGCCAAAGGAGGCACCGUUGAUUGAACUUCUUGCUGAAUGCUUUCGGAUUAAUCAUUAUCCAGAUAAUGUUCAUAAGCAAGAUACAAUCUCAAAGGAAUCAGCUCUCAAUAUUCAGAGAAAAUUUUUUGUUCCAAAGAAAGUGCCAAUUGAAAAAACUGAAUCUGAGAAGGAGAGGGAUAUGUUGUGGGAAGAAAUGGAUGCUUUGCCCAGACUAGGUGAAGUUGACUCCUUGGUUGGCUGUCUUGAGACUGUCGAAACGCAACAGAACACGGAGGCUCCAGCAACCCAUUGUAAGCACAAGUUUGUCCAUGACGAAGAGACUGGAAUAUAUUGCAUACUCUGCCAUUGGAUGGUCAUAGACAUAAAAGGCAUGCCGGUACUCUUUGUGAGUGAGUAUCCAAGAGAAGGAUCAAGAAAGAAGCUGCUAUCUGAUGGGCCUAAUGGCUUAUGCUUUGAUGAUGCUCCAUUUGGUGUCCGAGAAGGUGGUUACUGUAACAAGGAAGGCACAGUUUGGGACCUGAUUCCAGCAGAUUCUAAGCAAAACCUGUAUGCUCAUCAGCUUGAAGGUUUUGAAUUCCUUUGGAAAAACUUGGCAGGAACCACGGAGCUUCCUAAAUUGAAGAGUUGUGACUCGAACAGCAGGGGUGGAUGCAUCAUUUCUCAUGCUCCAGGGACUGGAAAGACGCGGCUGACCAUCGUGUUCCUUCAGACAUACUUGGAAGUGUUUCCAGAUUGCCAUCCCAUGAUUAUUGCUCCUGAUAGCUUACUGCUAACUUGGGAAUAUGAGUUCAGAAAGUGGGACAAUGAGAUUCCGUUCCAUAAUUUGAGCAAUCAAGACACUUCAGGAAAAGAGCACCUAGCUGCAUGCAGCAAAGUUGGAGGGUCUACUCCAAGCCAGGAAGAUAUCCAGAUGAUGAAGCUGUAUUCUUGGUUCAAACAACCAAGUAUUUUUGGAAUCAGCUACAGGUUAUUUCAGAGGCUUACCGGCUUGAAGCGUGAUAGAAGCUUGAUAGUUCAGCUUUACUUGAAACAUAGUAAAGCAGAACUAUCAAAGACAAAUUGAGGUCCUCUUCUUUUUUUGCUGAGAUGAGUAACCAGUUCCUGCUUUAUGUAAAAUGCAUCACUGUCUCUUCAAUAAUAAGUUUCAAACUUCACUUUCACCCAACAAUGGUAGUGAAGGUGGAUUACAGCAAAAUCACAACUUACAUAAAGUCAAAACAAAAGAAAAAGAAUAUGGAAAUAGCUCAAGAAGUAGGACAAUAUGGUUUCCCCCUUCAUCAUGUUGUCAUGGAGAAAUUAGCAGCAGGUUCCCUAUGCAGGUGUGAGACUACAGCAGAUUCUUAGUGCAGGGAGGUAAUUAUGGAUUAAUCUUAAAGUGUGAUUGUCAGAGUCAUUGGUCUUGGUUUACUUUUGCAACUGAAGAUGAAGGGGGAAACUAUAUUGUCCUACUUCUUGAGCUAUUUCCAUAUUCUUUUUCUUUUGUUUUGACUUUAUGUAAAUUGUGAUUUUGCUGUAAUCCACCUUCACUACCAUUGUUGGGUGAAAGUGAAGUUUAAAACUUAUUAUUGAAGAGACAGUGAUGCAUUUUACAUAAAGCAGGAACUGGUUACUCAUCUCAGCAAAAAAAGAAGAGGACUUCAAUUUGUCUUUGAUAGUUCUGCUUUACUAUGUUUCAAGUAAAGCUGAACUAUCAAGCUUCUAUCACGCUUCAAGCCGGUAAGCCUCUGAAAUAAACUGUAGCUGAUUCCAAGAAUACUUGGUUGUUUAAACCAAGAAUACAGCUUCACCAUCUGGAUAUCUUCCUGGCUUGGAGCAGACCCUCCAACUUUGCUGCAUGCAGCUUGGUGCUCUUUUCUUGAAGUGUCUUGAUUGGUCAAAUUAUGGACUAUGUUUCCAGUAAAGAACAAAAGGCAACCAACCAAGUCCAUCAAAUUACCACCAUUAUUGCGCCUAAAUUAGCAUUUGACAAGAAUGAACUGAACAACAGCAUUUUUGCAUUAUUAUUUUUCUGGCUCAAGCAUUCUCUUUUCUUCGUAAAUAGAAUGUAGAAGCUAACCAUGACGUUUGGGAGAAUGUAAAUUCUUUCAUCAAAUGAAAAACAUUCCUUUAUAUAUGCUGUCUUCCAUA
This is a messenger RNA of Arachis ipaensis, 3274 nucleotides long. RefSeq names its product SNF2 domain-containing protein CLASSY 4-like. The record is from RefSeq and is a predicted model, not a curated record. NCBI's taxonomy places the organism in Eukaryota, Viridiplantae, Streptophyta, Magnoliopsida, Fabales, Fabaceae. Gene Ontology annotation, molecular function: ATP binding. Gene Ontology annotation, biological process: gene silencing by siRNA-directed DNA methylation.